Molecule: messenger RNA, 852 nt
Organism: Thermochaetoides thermophila DSM 1495
Lineage: Eukaryota; Fungi; Ascomycota; Sordariomycetes; Sordariales; Chaetomiaceae
Product: putative phosducin protein
Exons: 2
Coding region: 1-852 (283 amino acids)
Biological process (GO): regulation of G protein-coupled receptor signaling pathway
Source: RefSeq, a predicted model, not a curated record
AUGGCUCUGAAUCUUACCCCAGCCCAGGAGGAGUUUCAACUCUUUCUGGAGAAGAACAAUCGCUCUGAGCUUGAUAAGUAUCACCCGGAGGACCGCGAGGAUAUCAUUCGGGAGCGUGAGGAGGAGAGUCAGGACGAGGAAGACGAGUACCGCCAGAAACAGAUCGAGGCCGCCAUGAGGAUGCCGACUCUGGAUCAUCGCAACGAGAUUAGGCUUCCGCCGCCUUCAUUUGACCAUGGGCGUACCACAGGUGUCAAGGGCGUCAUCGCUGAUGCCCGGGCCUACGAGGCGGCCCGCCACAGCAGAUGGAAAGAGAAGGUCCGCGCUGCGCGACGCAGUGUAUUUAGCCUCGACAGAGGAAGUAGCCGACGAGACCGGGUCACAAGUAGCGAUGAGGAUGAGGACAGCGACCCAGGUCAUACGCUCACUGCUGACGACUUGGAUGAGGACGAGUUUAUGCGGCAAUGGCGUGAGACCCGCAGACGCGAGCUCGAGCAGGAGAGCAGAAACCCCAUUCGCAAUAGGAGGACGAGCCCGAGUGUCAGAAUGUAUGGCCGUUUUGAUCACGUGGAUGCCUUGGGCUAUCUGGAUGCGAUAGAGAAGUGCGACGUUUCGGCGAUGAUUGAAGCUGCCUUAUCUCCAUUAGUCCGCGCCUACCCUGCUGUUCACUUCGUCAAGGUCCAUUAUUUGGACCUCGAGUUUGAGCCGGCAGGUGUACCGGCCAUUCUUGCAUAUCGCAACCAGGGCGAUCUCUUUGUCAACUUGACUGGCAUCCUGGAGCUGAUUCCUGACGAGGACGAGUUUGACACCGAUGCGCUCAAGAAGCUCUUCAUUGAGAAGGGGAUUUUGUGA